Messenger RNA from Colletotrichum acutatum, 402 nucleotides. RefSeq lists its product as uncharacterized. The record is from RefSeq and is a predicted model, not a curated record. The transcript has a single exon. The coding region runs from base 1 to 402 and encodes 133 amino acids. NCBI's taxonomy places the organism in Eukaryota, Fungi, Ascomycota, Sordariomycetes, Glomerellales, Glomerellaceae.
AUGUCGACGACGAAACUGCUCUCAGCGGUGGUUUGGCUUUCGAGCCUCUCAUUACCAACCAGAGCUUUGAAUCCAAGAGACGACACUACCGACUUCGAAACUGAAGAGGAAAGACAAGGCAAGGGCAAGGGCAAGGGCAAAGGAAAGGGAAAAGGCAAAGAAGUCGUACCGAAUGUUCCCGUCACGCCACCCGGACUCGACGCCCUACCUACAACCGGCACCGAUCCUGCGCCUGUCCUCGGGCCCGGGACGAACAAUGGGGAUCCAAACAAUCCCAACAAUGGAGGUGUGACCUGGCUCAACCCUAGCACUGAACACUCAGUCUGCGAUGCCUUCAUCCAUCUGCCGUUCUUUAUCACACCGACGAUCUCAUCCGAGCCCCGCCUUACUUCACCUGACUGA